CCAGUUAUUCGUUUGGCGCGCGCGUCCGAGAGGAGGAUUUUGGAUUCUCUUGGUUUUUCUCACGGCUCUUCGCGGCUUUGGAGUAUUUUUGUAACGCGGUGACGACGGUUGUCGACAUGCCAUCUAUGCUGGGCUCGAUGAUGGUGGCCUCUACGUCGGCCCCCUCCCUGCAAGAAGCUUUGGAAAAUGCGGGGAGGCUUAUCGACCGACAGUUGCAAGAAGACCGCAUGUACCCGGACCUUUCUGAGCUGCUCAUGGUGUCGGCCCCAAACAGUCCUACUGUUUCUGGAAUGUCUGAUAUGGAUUACCCUCUGCAAGGACCAGGUCUACUGUCAGUACCGAGCCUUCCAGAGAUCAGCACCAUCCGAAGAGUUCCCCUCCCGCCUGAGCUGGUUGAACAGUUUGGACACAUGCAGUGUAACUGCAUGAUGGGUGUUUUCCCUCCUAUCAGCAGAGCUUGGCUUACAAUUGACAGUGACAUAUUCAUGUGGAACUAUGAAGACGGAGGUGACCUUGCCUAUUUUGAUGGACUCAGUGAGACAAUUCUUGCUGUGGGGCUUGUGAAACCAAAAGCUGGAAUCUUUCAACCUCAUGUAAGACAUUUGUUGGUUUUGGCAACACCUGUGGAUAUAGUAAUUCUUGGACUCAGCUAUGCUAAUGUUCAGACAGGCUCUGGCAUCCUUAAUGACAGUGUGUGUGGUGGCCUGCAGCUGCUUCCAGAUCCGUUGUACUCCCUUCCCACGGACAACACUUACCUUUUAACUAUCACCUCCACGGAUAAUGGCAGGAUUUUUUUGGCUGGAAAGGACGGCUGUUUGUAUGAAGUAGCAUACCAAGCAGAAGCAGGCUGGUUCAGUCAAAGAUGUAGGAAGAUAAACCACUCCAAGAGCUCGCUCUCCUUCCUCGUGCCUUCCUUGCUGCAGUUCACCUUCUCAGAAGAUGAUCCUAUUGUUCAAAUUGAAAUUGAUAAUUCCAGAAAUAUUUUGUAUACCCGAUCGGAGAAAGGAGUGAUACAGGUUUAUGAUUUGGGCCAUGAUGGACAGGGGAUGAGUAGAGUUGCUUCAGUUUCACAGAAUGCCAUUGUCUAUGCUGCUGGGAACAUUGCUAGGACUAUCGAUCGUUCUGUUUUUAAGCCAAUUGUUCAAAUAGCUGUGAUUGAGAACUCUGAAUCACUGGACUGUCAGUUACUGGCUGUCACUCAUGCAGGUGUGAGGUUGUAUUUCAGCACUUGUCCGUUUAGACAGCCAUUAGCUCGGCCCAAUACACUGACACUGGUUCACGUCCGGUUACCUCCUGGCUUCUCAGCGUCUUCAACAGUCGAAAAGCCUUCAAAAGUACAUAAAGCACUUUACAGUAAAGGAAUUUUACUGAUGACAGCCUCAGAAAAUGAAGAUAAUGACAUUUUAUGGUGUGUCAACCAUGAUACAUUUCCUUUCCAAAAGCCAAUGAUGGAAACUCAGAUGACAACUCGUGUUGAUGGUCAUUCCUGGGCUCUUUCUGCAAUAGAUGAAUUAAAAGUAGAUAAAAUAAUCACGCCUUUAAAUAAAGAUCAUAUUCCAAUAACUGACUCCCCAGUUGUAGUACAACAGCACAUGUUGCCUCCAAAGAAAUUCGUUCUCCUCUCAGCACAGGGUAGUCUUAUGUUUCACAAACUUAGACCCGUAGAUCAGCUGAGACAUCUGCUUGUAAGUAACGUGGGAGGGGAUGGAGAAGAGAUUGAGAGAUUCUUCAAAUUACAUCAGGAAGACCAAGCUUGUGCGACGUGCCUUAUUCUUGCUUGUUCCACCGCUGCCUGUGACAGAGAGGUGUCUGCCUGGGCUACGCGGGCAUUCUUUAGGUAUGGUGGUGAGGCACAGAUGAGAUUUCCAGCUACUCUUCCCACUCCGAGUAACGUUGGUCCCAUCCUGGGCUCUCCUAUGUAUUCUAGUUCUCCUGUCCCUACUGGGAGUCCCUAUCCAAACCCGUCCUCUUUGGGGACACCAUCCCAUGGUGCUCAGCCUCCUACCAUGUCAACCCCAAUGUCUGCUGUUGGAAACCCAGCCAUGCAGGCUGCAAGCCUGAGUGGUUUGACUGGACCAGAGAUUGUGUACUCAGGAAAACACAACGGUAUUUGCAUUUACUUUUCUCGAAUCAUGGGAAAUAUUUGGGAUGCUAGCUUAGUUGUUGAAAGAGUAUUCAAGAGUUCCAACAGGGAGAUCACUGCAAUUGAAAGCAGUGUGCCCAUCCAGCUGCUGGAGUCAGUGCUACAGGAACUGAAGGGUUUGCAGGAAUUUCUAGACAGGAAUUCUCAGUUUUCAGGAGGACCACUAGGAAAUCCAAAUACCACUGCCAAAGUGCAGCAGAGGCUGCUUGGAGUCAUGCGUCCCGAGAAUGGAAACACCCAGCAAAUGCAACAGGAGCUGCAGAGGAAGUUUCAUGAGGCUCAACUGAGUGAGAAGAUUUCACUUCAGGCAAUCCAACAGCUAGUUAGAAAAUCGUACCAGGCUCUGGCUUUGUGGAAACUCCUUUGUGAACAUCAGUUUACUGUCAUUGUAGGAGAACUUCAAAAGGAAUUUCAAGAGCAGCUGAAGAUCACUACCUUUAAGGAUCUGGUAAUCAGGGACAAAGAGGUCACUGGAGCACUAAUUGCUUCUCUCAUCAACUGCUACAUCAGAGACAAUGCUGCUGUAGAUGGCAUUAGUUUACAUCUGCAGGACACCUGUCCGCUUCUGUAUAGCACAGAUGAUGCAGUUUGUUCCAAGGCAAAUGAGCUUCUUCAGCGUUCCCGGCAAGUUCAGAAUAAGAGUGAGAGAGAGAGGAUGUUAAGGGAGUCUCUGAAGGAGUACCAGAAAAUCAGCAACCAAGUAGACCUUCCCAGUGUGUGUGCUCAGUAUAGGCAAGUGCGCUUUUAUGAGGGUGUGGUGGAACUGUCUCUUACUGCUGCGGAGAAGAAAGAUCCUCAGGGUCUUGGACUCCAUUUCUAUAAGCAUGGGGAACCGGAAGAGGAUGUGGUUGGUCUUCAGACUUUCCAAGAGAGGUUAAACAGUUACAAGUGCAUUACGGACACUCUUCAAGAACUGGUAAAUCAAAGUAAGGCAGCUCCUCAGUCUCCUAGUGUACCCAAAAAGCCUGGUCCUCCAGUGUUGUCAUCCGAUCCCAACAUGCUGAGCAAUGAAGAGGCAGGACAUCACUUUGAACAAAUGCUUAAACUGGCUCAGCGAUCCAAGGAUGAGCUCUUCAGUAUUGCUCUCUAUAACUGGCUAAUCCAAGCUGACCUUGCAGAUAAACUGCUACAGAUUGCAUCUCCAUUUCUUGAGCCACAUCUUGUCCGAAUGGCCAAAGUGGAUCAAAACCGAGUUCGCUAUAUGGAUUUACUCUGGAGGUAUUAUGAGAAGAACAGGAGUUUCAGCAGUGCUGCUCGGGUCCUGUCCAAGCUGGCCGACAUGCACAGCACAGAAAUUUCACUGCAGCAGCGACUAGAAUACAUUGCUCGAGCCAUUCUUAGUGCGAAAAGUUCCACUGCCAUUUCAUCCAUAGCUGCAGAUGGUGAAUUCCUACAUGAACUGGAAGAGAAAAUGGAAGUUGCUAGGAUCCAACUUCAGAUACAAGAGACACUACAAAGGCAGUACUCCCAUCAUUCUUCAGUGCAGGAUGCAAUUUCUCAGCUGGAUUCUGAGCUCAUGGACAUUACUAAGCUUUAUGGAGAAUUUGCUGAUCCAUUUAAACUUGCAGAAUGUAAACUUGCAAUCAUUCAUUGUGCUGGUUAUUCAGAUCCCAUAUUGGUACACACACUUUGGCAAGAUAUCAUAGAGAAAGAAUUGAGUGAUAGCGUAACAUUGAGUUCAUCAGAUCGAAUGCAUGCUCUUAGCCUCAAGCUUGUUCUCCUUGGCAAAAUCUAUGCUGGCACACCUCGAUUUUUCCCUCUGGAUUUCAUUGUGCAGUUCUUGGAGCAGCAAGUUUGUACUUUAAACUGGGAUGUGGGGUUUGUGAUACAGACCAUGAAUGAAAUUGGUGUGCCUUUACCUAGGCUACUAGAAGUUUAUGAUCAGCUCUUCAAAUCAAGGGAUCCAUUCUGGAACAGAGUGAAAAGCCCACUGCACCUUUUGGAUUGUAUCCAUGUACUGUUGACAAGAUAUGUUGAGAAUCCUAGCCUAGUUUUAAAUUGUGAGAGGAGAAGGUUUACAAAUCUCUGCCUGGAUGCCGUCUGUGGUUAUCUGGUUGAACUUCAGUCAAUGAGUUCUUCGGUGGCAGUACAAGCCAUCACUGGGAAUUUUAAAUCUCUCCAAGCGAAGUUGGAACGGCUCCAUUAAUUACUGUAGUAUAUUUUCUUGCUUGCGUUUUGGUCUGUAAAAUAAAAGCUCGGAUGGGUCCAGAAAUCAGGUGUUGUAUCUAAGAAUUUUGGUAGGCAUUUUUUUUUUUUAAUGAAUGGUAGUUAUCUACAAAUAGUGCAUUUGCUGAAUGAUUUGUUUUUUAUGACUAGUUGUUUUUUUUUUUUUUUUAAUUGAUAACUUGGGCCCAGAUAUGUAGCUCAGUGGUAAAAUGUUUGUAUAAUAUGUAAAAAGUCAGUACUACACACAAACACAUCAGUUUAUAAAAAUCUGAAAUAAGAUUAUGUAUGAUUCUAACACACAAAAGAUUUUGAAUUUUACUAAUGGUAACAAUUUUGCAUUUGUAUUAUUUAUCUCCAGGUUUAUGUUAGUAUUAAAACUUGUAGGCCAUGCCAGGUUCGAUGACACUUGCCUUUGAAUCCAGUACUUGGGGAAGCAGUGGCAGGUGGAUCUCUAGAACUCACUGAAAUUUCCAGGCCAAGGGCUACAUAGUGAAGCCUUGUCUUAAAAAAUAAAAACACCGUAUAGGCUGGUCUUCUCCCAUAGUGUUAGAUUCUAUAACAGUCCUUAAUUAUUCAUUUUAAGUUAUUUUUUAAGAAAUCUCCUGGGGUUGGGAAUUUAGCUCAGUGGUAGAGCGCUUGCCUAGCAAGCUCAAGGCCCUGGGUUCAGUCCUCAGCUCCAAAAAAAAAAAGAAAAAAAGAAAUCUCCUGAACCACUAAUUUUAUCAAUUACGGCCCUUUCUGUUCUCUCAUCCUUUUUUUUCUCUCCCUCUUACCAUAAAUAUGUACAUUAAAUUUUAUGUAUACAUUUAUAUAUGUGUGUGCAGGAUGUGUAUGUAUAUCCAAGAUUGUUUGAGCAUGUGAUAAACUUGUAACACUUGUUUGUACUUAAAAACCUUCAUGAUCAUCCAGCUGUGGUGGGGCUCACCUUUAAUCAAUUGGGACACCCAGGGGGUCGGGGGUGCCUCAGAGUUCACAGCCAGUCUGGUCUACAUAUUGAGUUACAGUUCAACCAUGGCUAUACAGUGACUGUUUCCUUAGAAUCCUCACUGUCAAACUGUAUGCCUCUCAAGCCCGCAACAGCAGCAGCAUCCAAAAUGUGUUACAAAAAAAAUCCUGGGUCUC
Messenger RNA from Rattus rattus (black rat), 5431 nucleotides. RefSeq names its product nucleoporin 155 (gene Nup155). The record is from RefSeq and is a predicted model, not a curated record. Lineage: Eukaryota; Metazoa; Chordata; Mammalia; Rodentia; Muridae. Gene Ontology annotation, biological process: protein localization to nuclear inner membrane; transcription-dependent tethering of RNA polymerase II gene DNA at nuclear periphery; protein import into nucleus. Bases 117 to 4289 code for a protein of 1390 amino acids. Gene Ontology annotation, cellular component: nuclear pore inner ring; nuclear pore. The transcript is spliced from 35 exons. Gene Ontology annotation, molecular function: structural constituent of nuclear pore.